This is a messenger RNA of Pollicipes pollicipes, 1751 nucleotides long. Its product is annotated as organic cation transporter 1. Gene Ontology annotation, biological process: transmembrane transport. Gene Ontology annotation, molecular function: transmembrane transporter activity. Lineage: Eukaryota; Metazoa; Arthropoda; Thecostraca; Pollicipedomorpha; Pollicipedidae. Gene Ontology annotation, cellular component: membrane. The record is from RefSeq and is a predicted model, not a curated record.
CUGGUGAGGGCCGCGCGCCGCGUGUCGGCCGCGCAGAGCGACCGCACCUGUGGCACCGUCCGCCGACGCCUGGCCAGCGCGCACCAUGGCGACCGAGAUGGACUUUGACGACAUCCUGGAGCUGGUGGGCAACGCCGACUGGUUUCAGCGGCGACUGAUCUACCUGCUGGUGUAUCCGGUCUCGUUCCUGCUGGCGUGGAUGGUGCUCAACAUCCUGUUCAUGGUGUCGGUGCCCAACCACUGGUGCCACGUACCUGGCCGCGAGCUCUACAACCUGACGGUCGACGAGUGGAAGAAUCUCACCAUACCCAGGCUGCCUACACGGCUGGGAGUACGACAAGUCGAGCUGGCGUCGCACGGCCGCCACCGACUUCGACUGGGUGUGCGGGGACAGCGCCAAUCCCACCACCGUGCUCACCAUCAACAGCGUCGGCAGCGUGGUCGGCACGCUUGUCUACGGCAUACUGGCCGACUUGAUCGGGAGGAAGCCCAUAUUCUUCCUCAAUAUAGCAAUAUUCCUGAUCGGCGGCAUCAUCAACAUCUUCGCUCCGACGUUCCUCGUGUUCGUUACGUCGAGAGCGAUAGCUCAGACAACAUUUCCGUCCCUCUACAACACCUUCUUCACUCUCGCGGUGGAGCUGGUGGGGCCGUCGCUGCGCGGACACGUGAACGCGGUGGCGUUCUUCGUGUGGACGGUGAGCAUGUGCAGCCUGCCCCUGGUGGCCUGGCUGGUGGCCGACUGGCAGGUGCUCGGACUCAUCACCAUCGUGCCGGCCGUCGGCUUCUUCUUCAUCUGGAGGUACAUACCAGAGUCUCCGCGCUGGCUUAUCAGCGUGCGAAGAAAGGCGGAGGCGAAGAAGAUCCUUCAAGAGAUAGCCGCCGUCAACAAGAAAGAGGUCCCGAAGGACUUAGACGCCAUGUUGGAGCACCUGUCAGCUCAGAUAGAGAACGAGAAAAAAUACGGCAUAUUCAGCCUGUUUACCUACCGCCUGAGUGCGAUUCGCACGGUCUUCCUCACUUUCUGCUUCAUCGGGAACAUCGUCAUCUACUACGCGCUGCAGAUGAACGUCUCCAACAUGGCCGGCAACGAGUUCCUCAACUUCUUCCUGCUGUCGGCGGUCGAGGCACCGGCCAAUGUGUUCGGCUGGCUGGGUAGCGAGCACCUGGGCCGUCGUUGGACCGAGGUCUGCUCGUUCGCCGUCACCGGCGUGGCCUGCCUCACCAUCAUGCCACUGCUCUUCUACCCCAAUCUGACCUGGCUUGUCACCACGCUGGCCAUCACAGCCAAGUUCGCUAUCACGGUCUCCUUCUUCGUGGUGUUCCUGCAGUCGGCUGAGAUCUACCCGACGGUGCUGCGUGGCUCGGGCCAAGCGCUCGGCUCCACCAUGGCCUACGCUGUCGGCAUCGGCUCCCCAGCCAUCAUAUAUCUGUCGACGGCCAACCGGAUCCUGCCGUACCUGAUCCUGGGCAUGAUCGCCGUCGUCUGCGCCAUCAUGGCCUCCUUCUUGCCGGAAACUCUGGGCACCGACAUGCCGCAGUGCGUAGAGGACACGCGCGACUUCCUCAAGGACCAGCCGUACUUCUCAUUCAUCACGCGGCGCUCUCUGAAGCGGCGCGAGGCCUGCACAGCCGGCAGCGGCGCGCGCCGCCGCUCCACCAUGGUCGUCAGUCAGGACGGCCUCAACGGCGUCACCACCCGGUUGGCCAAGCCGGACGCCGAGUGUCACGGAUAGCGGUGCGCACCGGGGACG